AACCCCGCGCAAGUCGAGCGCCUUCUUCUGUUUUAUCACGAAUAUUGUAUUGCCAAACUGAUCUACACUAUCAAUUUCAGUCUACACAGAUUCUCACUAGUACGUCAUCACUAUGCCGAUCUUCUCGAAAGCUCAGGAAACGUUACGCCAGGGCCAGGAGACCGUACAACAAGCAAUGAGCUCCGCGACCGGCUCCAAUAAGCCGGACUUCUCUAAAUGGAAUACGGAAGAGAUGCUGGAGACCACUGUUGACAAACACGGCAACCCUGUACCGAACCUCUCGUACACUGAUGGCGCCAAGUUGUCGAAAGGAAUCCUCGGUCAAGACGAGGCGGAUGCGUACGAAGCGGCGAAUAAAGACUUCCAUGACUACCACUAGGUCACUCUUUGUAUCAUAGCAUGCCGCUGUCCGACCCGGCGCCCUUCUGUCUUUUCCUUGAUGGAUCCCGUUGGAUGAGGAGAAAAGGUCAAAAAUGUUAUAAUGAAAUGUACGUAUGUAUG
Molecule: messenger RNA, 501 nt
Organism: Aspergillus pseudonomiae
Lineage: Eukaryota; Fungi; Ascomycota; Eurotiomycetes; Eurotiales; Aspergillaceae
Exons: 2
Coding region: 113-379 (88 amino acids)
Source: RefSeq, a predicted model, not a curated record